AUGGCCAUCUGCAGUAGUGCUGCGUGGGAGGCUAAGAUUGAUAUUAGUGCGUAUACACCUAUCUCAACACAUGCACACACUUUCCUCUUAGCCAUGGCCAUCUGCAGUAGUGCUGCGUGGGAGGCUAAGAUUGUUAUUAGUGCGUAUUGGGUUCAUCACUCGCAAGUGUCCAAGACAGCUCCGACGGGCGAGUAUCUGCCCACAGGCAGUUUCAUGGUGCGAGGGAAGAAGAAUUUCCUCCCGCCAACUCAACUGGUGCUGGGUGUGGGAGUACUCUUCCGGGUGACCGACGACUGUGUAGCGGCACACGCCAACGAGCGCCGCGUUAGAGACGAAGACGACAGUGCAGCCUCAGCAAUGGAUUACGAACGCAGAUCACACCAGAAACAGGAUGUGCACAGACACACGUCCAAGGACGAUGGCCAGGCAGAAACAAUUAACCAGGAAUCGGAAUCAGACAGCACGCCACAGAGACUGGGGCAAGCGCAGGAACCCGACACUACGACAGACGCCCAGGACACGGAGAGGUUAACCGACGCGGGUGCUGUGCAGUUCGGUACACAGGCACAGACAGAGACUCAGACUGAGACAGAGACACUCCACACAGACAAUCGGACAAUCGGACAAUCCGAUACAACCCCACACAAACAGGCACACACAUCAGAGCGCACUCAACAACUACACACAGCAGGGCCUCAGGAAGACGCACAGCUCAAGGAUCAAGAGAGUACGCAUGAACACACACUGGCAGGAGAUGUUAGUGAUAGAGAGGGGUCGUCUAGUGCAGAG
This is a messenger RNA of Sphaeroforma arctica JP610, 789 nucleotides long. RefSeq lists its product as hypothetical. Gene Ontology annotation, cellular component: RQC complex. NCBI's taxonomy places the organism in Eukaryota, Ichthyosporea, Ichthyophonida. Gene Ontology annotation, biological process: ribosome-associated ubiquitin-dependent protein catabolic process; rescue of stalled cytosolic ribosome. The transcript has 3 exons. Gene Ontology annotation, molecular function: ribosomal large subunit binding; tRNA binding. The record is from RefSeq and is a predicted model, not a curated record. The annotation marks the transcript as partial.